Messenger RNA from Penicillium subrubescens, 2715 nucleotides. RefSeq names its product NIF domain protein. Bases 1 to 2715 code for a protein of 904 amino acids. The transcript has 2 exons. The record is from RefSeq and is a predicted model, not a curated record. Gene Ontology annotation, molecular function: phosphoprotein phosphatase activity. Lineage: Eukaryota; Fungi; Ascomycota; Eurotiomycetes; Eurotiales; Aspergillaceae.
AUGUCACGUUCGACUUGCUCCGCGCGGUGGAAUCUCUUGGCUCGACAACGGAGUCGGUGCGGUUUAGGUAGUCCUGGUCGAAAAAUUCCGCUUAUCACCUCCUCCGUACCUCCUCGCCACGAUAAAACCACCCUCGCACGCGAAUAUCGAUCCCUUGCCUGCGAUUCUGAAAUAUCUGUCAAGCUGGCUCGGGCUAAGCAGAAACGGCAAAAGCUUGUGCAUGACGGUGCGGACGUAGCUGCGUCGGUUCAACUCCCGCAGUUUGCGAAUGCGCCGGACGCAAUAAUGGGUGAUUCGCACAAUGGACAAGAGGGAAUUCUGUCAUGUCUGGCUCAGGGAUCGGUCUUGAAUGGCUCAACGAAUACCAAGAGCUUGCCGCAGGACUCAAGCAGUGAUACCGUGUACCAGAGUAUUGAAGAUCCAACCGCCCAAGGGGGCUCAACGGUGCCAAUUGGGCCAGGUUCAAUAGCCAACAACCCCGAUUCUUUCGCGUCCAUAUUCAACAACCCAGCAAAUGGAAAUGGCGGUGGCGGUGAGCAAUUCCCGAACGGAAACAUACCGGUUUCGCCAUCCAAUGCAUUCGGCGCAUUCAAUCCGUUAUGGAACCCUGUGAACAUGAACAGCUCAUCGAUGGCUACACAACAACUCCAAUCGCCAUUAUUCCCCUUCUUCAAUCCAAUGUUCUUCAACCAAAAUGCAAUGGGGAACAUGCCAGGCUUCCCAAUGAUGCCGCCGUUUAACCCAAUGUUUCCUAUGCAGAGUCAGAACAUGAGCACAAUGGCAGGACCAACAGGGCAAAUACCAACAGGGCAGAUACCUAAUACGGGUCCGCCAAAAAGGGUACGAUCACCAACGCCACCUAUGAAGAGGCCAUCUCCCACGAAAGAGUACAUGUUGCAAGCAUCCAAGCAACCACAAAGGAGUCCAUCAAAACGACCAUUACUGAUCAUUCUUGAUCUUAAUGGUACUUUGAUCUUCCGGAAACACCGCAAAUUGCCUCCAGUAUUUGCUCGUCGCCAUGGUCUCGAUGAGUUCCUGGAUAUCCUGACUAGUAAAUACGCUGUCAUGAUCUGGACAAGUUCAAAGCCACCUACCUUGAAUGCAGUCUGUGACAAGUUGUUUCCGGUUGAGAAGCGCAAUCGUAUGAUAGCACUUUGGGGCCGUGACAAGUUCGGCCUUACCCCGAGACAGUACAACGCCAAGCUGCAAGUGUACAAGGAAUUGCGCAAAGUAUGGUCCAGCCCCGAAAUCCAAGCGGCAUAUCCAGGCAGCCAGGCCGUCAAACCAGCCGCGCCGCCUAAACGGGCGGGUGGCAAGCACAGCAAGAAGAACCAGAUGCGGCAACAAGCGGGUACUUUUCCACCUGGUCAACGCUGGGAUCAAACGAACACCAUUCUCAUUGACGAUUCCAAGCUCAAAGCUCUCAGUGAACCUUUCAACAUCCUCGAGAUCCCUGAAUUCACCAACGACCCCAGCAUCGACGAAUCAAGCCUCUUCACACAAGUCCUUGCGAAGCUUGACGCUCUGUCACGAUACGACGACGUGAGUAAAGUGCUCCGCCAGUGGAACGAAUGCGUCAUUUCAGGUGAAGCCAACAUCUUGGACCUGGAAAUCAAAAAACCCGACGAAUCUUCCGACAGCGAAGAAGACGGCGGCAUGAGUCUCGCGCCCGCUACUGAUCCUGGCACGUCUGCCAACCCCAUCGACUUGGAUACCGACGUCGAUGCGGAUUCCAGGAAGACUGAAUUGGAUUGCACCGAAGCCGCGCGUCGCAGAACCGAGCGCCGCAAGAUCCGCAAGAAGGCGAAGCAGGCUAAGAAGGCCGAGAAAGCUGCCGACGCAGUCGCCCAGAAGGAGCAGAACAAGGCGCAGAACAAGAAUCAGCCCAAGAACCAGCCCAAGGCUCAAGCUUCCGGUAACAAGAAUGCCAACACCCCCAAGACACCCCAGGCUGCCAACCCCGCCAAGAUGAGCCGCCGCAAGAAGGGCAAGAACAAGCCUGCCCAUGCCCAGGAGCCUGAUGUUGAGCGUGAACUCGAGCCUAAUGCACCCGCCAAUAUCAUCGAAAACAUCGACGGACAGCGGUAUAGCUUCCACCCGAAGGUUCAAUCCGAGCCCGCACCACGUGCCAAUGCUUUGGAGAAAGAUGAGGAACCUGAAUAUGAACCUCAAUUCAAUGCGGCUGUGUUUCCCGAUUCGGUGGUGGUGGAGGAGGAGGAACCUGACUAUGAACCUCCAGAGUUCAUCUCCGAUGACAAGCACGAAGGUCACCAAGGCCCGGCUCAGCACGAGGGUGACCGAGGUCAGCCCAUCCACCAAGGGUACCGGGCCCAGCGCCGGGCCAGCUAUGGCCAGUGCAUCCCCAGUGCGUAUCGCGGCAAUGUGAUCCCUAGGGAGGACCGCACAAGCGAGCAUAACUUUGGGUUGUACCCCAGCCGGACCACGUACGAGCCCCAGUACGUCGUGGAGCCGAGCCCGGCUGCCCAGGUCCUGGAUCGGGCUUGGGAGGAAUACCACCGCGGUCCAUCCGGCGAGUGGGCCCAGGGACCCAUCCCCCAGCUCCAGCAGCACUCGCGUCCCUACUUUGGGAACCGAGACCCCCGCUCCGUCUCGCCGGUCACCGAUGAUGGAAAACGUGCCGUCUCGCCGGUUCCUUCUAACAACUCCUUGCUCGACAAGUUGGAGGAGGGCCUUGGGUUCCCCAAGAAGGAUUGA